ACGGAGCAGGCCCUGCUGAACCCUGAGGUCGAGAGCCCGGCAGGCUCGGCCACGUACCGGGAGUUCGUGCAUCGCGGCUACCUGAACCUCAUGGGGGCCAGUCAGCACUCGCUGCGGGCGCUCAGCUGGCGCCGCCUCUACCUCAGCCGGGCCAAGCUCAAGGCCUCCAGCCGCACGUCCGCCUUGCUGUCGGGCUUCGCCAUGGUGGCCAUGGUGGAGGUACAGCUGGAGAACAACCAUGAGUACCCACCAGGCCUGCUGGUAGCCUUUAGUGCCUGCACCACUGUGCUAGUGGCUGUACACCUGUUUGCACUCAUGGUCUCCACAUGUCUACUGCCCCACAUUGAAGCUGUGAGCAACAUCCACAACCUCAACUCUGUCCACCAGUCACCACACCAACGACUCCACCGCUAUGUGGAACUGGCCUGGGGCUUCUCCACUGCCUUGGGCACAUUUCUCUUCUUGGCUGAAGUUGUCCUGGUGGGCUGGGUCAAAUUUGUGCCCAUUGGGGCCCAGGUGCCUGGGACUCUGUCCCCAGUGGCUGUCUCCCUUGGUCCAGCUUCCAGCCUCCCACCAUCCUCUGCUUCUGUAGCCCUAUCACAGGCUGAGCUUUCUGAGGCUUGCCCACCCCGUCAAGAGUGUGGUAGUGAGGAGACCCAUGGGCCAGGCUGGCAAGCAGCAAUGGCCUCCACAGCAAUCAUGGUACCUGUAGGACUGGUGUUUGUGGCCUUCGCCCUGCAUUUCUACCGCUCCUUGGUCACCCACAAGACAGACCGCCACAAGCAGGAGCUAGAAGAGCUGAGUCGCCUGCAGGGGGAGCUGCAGGCUGUGUGAGACGGCUGUUAAUUUCUACAGCCAGCACUGCCUCCCUCGGGUCUGCAAGAGGCCCUAGGGACCUGCAGACCUCAUUUACUAUCCCUGGCUGGAGCCACUUCCUGUACCCACUCUCAGGUAGAGACCAGAUUCCUGCCCACAGGGUCCCACAUUUCCUGUCUGUUCCAAGGGUUUUGCAAGCUCUACACUGCACUUGGGCUGGGAGACGAUGGAACUUCCUCAGUCCAAGGAUGCCUGGGUACAUGGAAGGAAGGCAGAGGAGCCUCUGUGGGAUCUCUGGUGCUGACCCUCAGCUGCUUGUCCCUUCAUGGGAUGUGAAGGUUAGAAAGUUACAUGCCCACACAGCCCCUGAAUGCUGUCAAUCCUUGUCAUAUUUGAGUAAAAUCUAUUUCAUGGUUCGCAUUUUGGGGCAAGUUUUUCCCCAUUCCCAAAUUUUGACGGGUUCCAUAUUCUUGCUUUGGUUGCUGUGGGCAUUUGAGUGUUUCCACACUAGGCACAGACCCAGCCUUUUCCAGAAGAAGCCUUACUGUUUUGAGAGAUUCAAGCCAACUCCUCACUGUGGCCAUAUGUAGAAAGGGCAGUGCCUGUACCACUUUCCUAGGCUGACACACAUUUAUAUCAUAGUGGGCCCAGGCUGGGGGUGUGGGGUAGUCUUUGAAGACUGAGGAUCUGUGUGCAUGGCCUGACUCCUUAGGGCUUGGGGAGGAUGUUUAAAGGAGAAGAUCCAGUUCCUAGCCCUUAGAAUGCAGAACUCUUCUGACACUGAAUUUUUGAUGCACCUUGUUUUGUAUAAUAAAUUGUAUUUCACAGAUGUUCCUGUGGUUGUG
Molecule: messenger RNA, 1661 nt
Organism: Fukomys damarensis (Damara mole-rat)
Lineage: Eukaryota; Metazoa; Chordata; Mammalia; Rodentia; Bathyergidae
Gene: Orai3
Product: ORAI calcium release-activated calcium modulator 3
Exons: 2
Biological process (GO): store-operated calcium entry
Cellular component (GO): membrane
Molecular function (GO): store-operated calcium channel activity
Source: RefSeq, a predicted model, not a curated record